UACACAAAUCUUGUGACGGCCUGAAACACACACACACACAUGUGAAAAACACACUUUGUGUGUUCAGUCGUGAGCUUCUCCACACUUUCUCAUUUGUCUUAUCAGGCUUUCAGACACGUUGGUUUUCUGUGAUGCUCCAGUGACCUCUUCUCCAGGUGUUUAUCUGAUGGUAUGGUGGCCAGAACACAAGAGGUGUCAUUCGACAGAGAGGAAUCAUGGGAAAUCCAGCCAUUGAUCUGAGAGUGUAUUUGGGAUCCGAGUUUGUCGGGGAAGCUUUAUGGCGAGCUAAAGAGCUGACAGACGCCGCGUACGCUUGCACCAAUGACAGGGUGAAGAUGUCUGUAUCCGACGCUUCUGUCCGACCCAAUGACCUGCUGGCCCUGUUUAAACAGACCGGCGCCGAAACCAGAAGCCACAUCAGAUCCGCCGAGUUUCUGGACAACACGGUGGAACUGAUCCGAGAGAUGGUGUACACACACACACACACCAUGGACAAACCCCAGCUCAACGAGCUUUUGAGCGCAGAAGACACGGAGAUCAUCCAGCAGGUGACCGGCUGUUCUUCAGAAACAAUCAGACCCGUGUGUACAUCUGACUGUCUGUCCAAACGAUACCGGACCGUCACAGGACACUGCAACAACAGAGAGAAUCCUCUGUGGGGAGCAGCGAACACGCCGUACACACGCUGGCUCUCGCCGGAGUACGAGGACCCUCGAGGAGCCCCCCGUGGCUGGGACCCGCAACACACCUACAAUAACUACACCCUACCGCCCGUACGCAGUGUGUCACAGGAGGUCUUGUACACUCAUAAUGAGAACAUCUCAUUGGACACGUCUCUGUCUCAUCUGCUGGUGGAGUGGGGUCAGUGGAUCGAUCAUGACCUGACGUUAACUCCUCAGAGUUCCAGCACCGCAGAGUUUAAGAGCGGAGCCGACUGUACUCGCACCUGCAGCCGCCACACGCCCUGCUUCCCAAUACACAUCCCACCCUCGGACCCCCGCGUAGGCCGGCAGAGCUGCAUGCCGUUUUUCCGCUCCGCUCCCAGCUGCACAGUCCCGUCGGGUCACCGGGAGCAGCUGAACGCCAUCACCGCGUUUGUGGACGCCAGCAUGGUGUACGGGAGCUCGGAGGCGCUCGCCGUCGCCCUGCGGAACCUCUCGUCUCCUGUCGGCCUGCUCGCUGUCAACCAGCUCCACUCGGACCAGGGUCUGGGCUUCAUGCCCUACCUGACCCGCACGCAGCCUCAACUGGACCCCUGCGGCCCGCGAGAGCCGCUCGACCCCAGCCUGCCACCUGAGACGGCAGUCAGACUCGACACGAGCAUGAGGAAUAAAUCCUUCUGUUUCCAAGCAGGUUGUGGGUCAUUGAAUUCUCUUCGUGUGCACUCAUUGAUCGCGUGUGUUUAUAAACUGUGGCGUUUUUGUGGGUGUGUCUCAGGUGACUCUCGGGCCAAUGAACACUUGGGUAUGAUCGCUCUGCACACGCUCUUUCUGAGAGAACACAACCGACUGGCUGCGGAGCUUCGCCAGCUCAACCCUCACUGGGGUCCAGACACGCUGUACCAGGAAGCCAGAAAAAUACUGGGCGCCGUUCACCAGGUUCUGACGUGGGAUCAUUACCUGCCGCACAUCCUCGGCCGCAGCGCUCACCUGUCCCUCGUGUCCACGUACAAGGGUUACGAGCCCACCGCUGACCCCAGCAUCUCUAACGUCUUCUCCACCGCCGCCUUCCGCUUCGCACACGUCACCGUGCAUCCGCUCGUGAACCGCCUUGGACCCCAUUACCGGUGGAACCCUGAGCACCCGGCUCUGCCGUUACAUCAUUCUCUGUUUGCGUCCUGGAGGCUGGUGCAUGAGGGUGGUGUGGAUCCUGUGCUGCGCGGCUUGCUCCUGUCCUCGGCCAAACUGCAGACGGCAGAUCAGAUGAUGAUUGAGGAACUGACGGAGAGGCUCUUCCAGGCUCAGGGUGGUCUACCGCUCGACCUGGCGGCAUUAAAUCUACAGAGGGGACGAGAUCAUGGACUACAAGGUUACAGCGCGUGGCGGGAACUCUGCGGUCUCGCUGUCCCUGUAAAUGAAUCUGAUUUAGCAGGGAUUGUGGGUAAUGAAGUUCUGGCCAAGAAGCUGCUGCGCCUGUAUGGAACAGCCCGGAACAUGGACGUGUGGGUGGGAGGCAUCUCGGAGGGCGCUGUGACCGGGGGCCGGGUGGGGCCGCUGCUCGCCUGCCUCAUCGCCAAACAGUUCACGGCUCUUCGAGACGGAGACCGGUUCUGGUGGCAGAAUGACGGUGUGUUCAGCUCAUCUCAGAGAGACGCUCUUCAAACCGUCUCUCUGUCUGCCAUCAUCUGUGACAACACGCACAUUCGGCUGGUGCCCUCGGACCCUUUCUCCCGCACGCUUCAACCCGACGGCCUGCUGUCCUGCACGGAUGCGCGCGUCCGACGCAUGAACCUGUCGGCGUGGAGAGAGGCAGACGCAGACUCGGUCUGCGGCUCGAUUCCACGACUGCGCGUGGGUUAUUCAGUGCUGUGUGACUCAACCGUCAUCUAUCAGUGUCCCGCUGGAUACCUGCUGCAUGGAGGCCCUCACAUCACCUGUGACCCCGACACACACCAGUGGAGCCUUCCACCGCCCGCCUGCCUGGACGUGGAUGAGUGUUCGACGGAAUCAUGGGUUUGUCCUCCACACCUGCAGUGCUUCAACACACCUGGAUCUUACAGCUGUGCAGCUCCGCCCCUCUCGGCCUCCUCCAUCGUGGCGUCGGUGAUGUCAGUUCUGGUGGGCGUGGCUUUGAUAGCGCUCAUCCUCAUCUGCUACCACAGGUUUUUCCUCCUCAAGCUCACAGAGAGAGAAUGCUGUCAGAGAAGACGCUGAAAUGACAUCAAGCUGGUUUGGGAAACGUCUCGCAGUCUUUCAUGAAACUGUUUAAUAUUGUAUAGAACAACAGUGUAUUCUGUAUAGUAAUGGUGUGUUGUGCAUGCUUCCUUUUAGAUGACCGGAACAUUCUGUGAUAAAAUGUCUUGAUAACACACGUGUGUUUAAUAGCCGACAGCUCAAACUAAAGAGUUUUCAUGAUGCUCUGCUUGUUGUUCCUCUCAGCCAAUAGAAUGUAAGAGUGAGCUGUGACAUCAUACAGACAGAAAUGUUCCGCUUCAAUUUCUCAAAACUCUCGAGCCUUUGUUUUUUGCUCUUGU
Triplophysa rosa is the source of this 3193-nucleotide messenger RNA. RefSeq names its product eosinophil peroxidase (gene epx). Gene Ontology annotation, molecular function: calcium ion binding; heme binding; peroxidase activity. Lineage: Eukaryota; Metazoa; Chordata; Actinopteri; Cypriniformes; Nemacheilidae. Gene Ontology annotation, biological process: response to oxidative stress. The record is from RefSeq and is a predicted model, not a curated record. The transcript is spliced from 16 exons. The coding region runs from base 216 to 2873 and encodes 885 amino acids.